AUGGCGAACAACGUCGACAACCUGACGCUUAUGAUGCAGCAGAUGCUCGACAAGAUGACGGAGUUCGAGGCCUGGCGAGCCACCACCGACACCUCGCUCGGCUGGAUUGCUGGGAGCGUCGACCUCAACCGCGCUCCAUCGCCAGGGGAGCACCCGUCUGCUUCCUCUCAGGAACAGCCCAACGGGCACGGCGCGGGCAGAGGGAUUCUCGGUCCGAUUCCGGGAACCGACCCUCCGCCGAUUAACACCCAGGGUACGAUUCCAGAUCUCUCUGUUCAUAUUGCAAAUCUUGUUCCUGGUUCGCAUUCUCAUACAUAUCAUGCCGGAUCCACGCCCAAGAUGGAUUUCCCCAAGUUCGAUGGUGUCAAUCCAAGGCUAUGGCGUGAGCAGUGCGAGGUGUACUUUGAGAUCUAUGGGGUGUCAGAAGCAAUGAAGACAAGAUUUGCUACCUUGAAUUUCAUCGGCUCAGCAGCUCUUUGGCUUCAGACUGCUCAGUUGAGAGGACGGCUUCAGAAUUGGGAGGCUAUGCAUACAGCGGUUUGUGCCCACUUUGACAAAGAUCAGUACCCCUUGCACAUGAAGCAACUGGAGAACCUUCGUCAAACAGGCUCUGUAGCAGAUUAUCAGAAGAGCUUUGAGCAAUUGGCAGUAUUUUGUUGUACAAUCCUUCUUAUGAUGAUGUCUUCUUUGUCACUCGGUUUUUGGGAGGAUUGA
Molecule: messenger RNA, 714 nt
Organism: Miscanthus lutarioriparius
Lineage: Eukaryota; Viridiplantae; Streptophyta; Magnoliopsida; Poales; Poaceae
Source: the annotation of a GenBank genome assembly